GCCACCCGCCGGGCUCACUGGCCACGCAAACGACCAGCCUGGCUUCCCUGGAGGCCUGGCCACCCAGCACUGGCCCGGGAGCUUCCUGCCCGAGAGAUGACUGACGCCCCCGGGCUCCUGGGCCACCCCCUGGCGUGGACGCCGCCGGCCGGGCCUGCAGAGCCACAGAUGGAGCGUGCGGGAAAUGGCUCGCAGGGCGCCGGGCCCCUCUUCCUCACCUCGCCGCUGGCCCGCGGUGUCUCGGGCGUCUUCGUGUGGGCGGCCCUGGUGCUCACUGGCCACCAGAUCUACCUGCACCUGCGCUCCUACACGGUGCCCAACGAGCAGCGGUACAUCAUCCGCCUGCUGCUGGUCGUCCCCGUCUAUGCCUUCGACUCAUGGCUCAGCCUCCUCCUCCUGGGGGCCCAGCAGCACUACGUCUACUUAGACUCCGUGCGGGAUUGCUACGAAGCCUUUGUCAUCUACAGCUUCCUGAGCCUCUGCUUCCAGUACCUGGGGGGCGAGAGCGCCAUCAUGGCUGAGAUCCGGGGAAAGCCCAUCCGGGCCAGCUGCUUGCACAGCACCUGCUGCCUUCGGGGCAUGACCCACUCCAUCGGCUUUCUGCGCUUCUGCAAGCAGGCCACGCUGCAGUUCUGCAUUGUGAAGCCCAUCAUGGCCUUGGUCACCAUCGUCCUGCAGGCAUUCGGCAAAUACCACGACGGGGACUUCAACGUCCGCAGCGGCUACCUGUAUGUCACCCUCGUCUACAACGCCUCAGUCAGCCUGGCGCUCUACGCCCUGUUCCUCUUCUACUCUGGCACCAGCGAGCUGCUGCGACCUUUCGAGCCCGUCCUCAAGUUCCUCACCAUCAAGGCUGUCAUCUUCCUCUCUUUCUGGCAGGGGCUGCUGCUGGCCAUCCUGGAGAGGUGUGGGGUCAUCCCCGAGGUCCAGGUCAUCGACGGGAACACAGUGGGGGCCGGCACGGUGGCCGCCGGGUACCAGAACUUCAUCAUCUGCAUCGAGAUGCUCUUUGCUUCCAUCGCCCUGCGCUACGCCUUCACCUGCCAGGUGUACUCGGAGAAGAAAGAGCACUCUCCAGCCCCCUCAGCGCCCAUGCAGAGCAUCUCCAGUGGCCUCAAGGAGACCAUGAGCCCGCAGGACAUCGUGCAGGACGCCAUCCACAACUUCUCACCUGCCUACCAGCAGUACACGCAGCAGGCCACGCAGGAGGCCCCCCGGCCGGCCCAGGGCAGAGCGCCAUCGCCCCGCACGCCCCCCCACGGCCCGGCUGGCGGCCCCGGUGGGGGCAGGAAGGGCCGCAACGUGGAGAAGAGGAUGCUGAUACCCACGGAGGAGCUGUAGGGGGCCCGCGGUCAGUGGCCGCCCAGGAAGGACAGGGCGCCCCGCCCACUGACCAUCUUGCCAAAGGUCAGGCCUCUCCCGGGAGC
Molecule: messenger RNA, 1427 nt
Organism: Odocoileus virginianus texanus
Lineage: Eukaryota; Metazoa; Chordata; Mammalia; Artiodactyla; Cervidae
Gene: TMEM184A
Product: transmembrane protein 184A
Biological process (GO): transport
Cellular component (GO): early endosome membrane
Molecular function (GO): transporter activity
Source: RefSeq, a predicted model, not a curated record